This is a messenger RNA of Populus nigra (black poplar), 732 nucleotides long. Its product is annotated as monolignol oxidoreductase AtBBE-like 13. The record is from RefSeq and is a predicted model, not a curated record. NCBI's taxonomy places the organism in Eukaryota, Viridiplantae, Streptophyta, Magnoliopsida, Malpighiales, Salicaceae. Bases 1 to 732 code for a protein of 243 amino acids. The transcript has 4 exons. Gene Ontology annotation, molecular function: FAD binding.
AUGAGUAGAAGGAGAAGAGGGGAGGAUGACCUAUUGACGACAUUUAUGGUGCUGGUGGCUCUCGAUGGUGGUGAUGUCGCGGACAAGGGAAGCGGGAGCUACCCUACCUGUGUCCAAUCAUGGCGACAAGGUAGGGUGGUUGGGGCGGCUUCUGUGCAGCCGCCUCAGUCAUAUAGUAUGGCUUCCCUGCCCAAUCUUUAUCAAGGUGGCAGGUUCACCACCUUGCCUUCAGUACCGAAACCUGAGUUUAUCUUCACUCCUUUACAAGAAUCUCACAUCCAAGCUGUUGUUAUUUGCUCUAAGCAGCUUGGAAUUCACCUUAGAGUCCGUAGCGGAGGCCUUGAUUUUGAGGGACUCUCUUAUGUUUCAGAAAUUGAGACAUCUUUCAUUGUUGCAGACCAUGCAAAGCUACGGUCCAUCAGCGUUGAUAUUGAGCACAACAGCGCGUGGGUUCAGGCGGGAGCCACGAAUGGAGGUGCAUAUGGUGCCUUGUUGCGAAAAUAUGGCCUUGGAGCGGACAACGUCGUUGAUGCACAUCUAAUUGAUGUUCAUGGUAGACUUCUCAACCGAAAACUCAUGGGAGAAGAUCUUUUCUGGGCCAUCAGAGGAGGCGCAGGGGGGAGCUUCGGAAUUGUCACCGCCUGGAAGGUAAAAUUGGUUCCCGUACCAUCAACCGUGACAAUAUUUACCGUUACCAAGACGUUAGAACAAGGUGCAACUAAGAUCUUAUAA